AUGCUCCGCCGACGAUAUCGGCCGGGCUGGAAACCGUCCUGGCACGGCAGACAAGUUAUGAGCUUUGAGGUCGAGGACGGUCAAACCCCGUCCUGGCGUUUGGUGCUGGACGCAGUUCGCAUCGCUGAUCGUAUACCAGUCAUGCUCAAGGGCGUAGAGAAGUCAGUCUGUCCGCACGAAGUGGAGAUUACGACCAUGCUCGGCUCGCCCCCUCUGUCGUCUGAUCCUCGAAAUCACUGCCCCGCUGUUUUCGAGGUUCUGCAAGUGCCCGACGACGACGACAUACAAAUCAUGGUUAUGCCGCUCUUGCGUCGCCAUAAUACCCCACGCUUCGAGACGGUUGGCGAGGCACUAGCUUGUAUACAUCAAAUUGCUGAGUGCGUCCAGUUCUUGCACGAAAGCAAAAUUGCCCAUCGAGAUAUCCACGUGCUUAAUAUCAUGAUGGACGCUGCUCCCAUAAGCGAUGUCCUUUUCCAUCCUCUCGAUCAGCGCAUACGGCGGGACUUCAGAGGCAGAUGGCAUGCCUCCUGCACGCGCACUGAACAGCCUGUCAAGUACUUCCUUAUCGACUUUGGCUCGGCCGUACGUUACGAUUCUGUUGAUCCACCUCCUAUGGAGAUGCCUCUCCUUGGAGGCGACCGAUCCGUCCCAGAGUUCGUUGGUGACGACCCGUCUCAGCCGUUUUCGGGUCUGAGCAAAAGACACAAUCCUUUCCCCACCGACGUCUACUGCCUGGGCAAUUGGAUGCGCGAGGAAUUUCUGGAUGGCAUGAGGAUGCCAAUCAGCGGUGGUUCUGUUAUACAAUCAAGACGGAUAGGCAUGGAGUUUCUUCGCCCACUCAUUGACGACAUGAUUCAGGCAGACCCGUCCAAGCGACCGUCUAUGGACCAGGUCGUCGAACGACUCAAGUCCAUCACUGGGUCGCUUUCUUCGUGGAAGCUGCGAUCUCGGCUGGCGAAGGCGGGAGACCAUCCCCUGCACCGUCUCUACCUUUCUCUGACUCAUUGGAUCCGCUGUGUUCGGCUUGUGACCUUGAAGCGGCCGGCCAUUCCUUUGUAUGCCCAGAAGUCGGAAUGA
This is a messenger RNA of Schizophyllum commune H4-8, 1077 nucleotides long. RefSeq lists its product as uncharacterized. Gene Ontology annotation, molecular function: ATP binding; protein serine/threonine kinase activity. Gene Ontology annotation, cellular component: cytoplasm. The coding region runs from base 1 to 1077 and encodes 358 amino acids. NCBI's taxonomy places the organism in Eukaryota, Fungi, Basidiomycota, Agaricomycetes, Agaricales, Schizophyllaceae. The record is from RefSeq and is a predicted model, not a curated record. Gene Ontology annotation, biological process: intracellular signal transduction; protein phosphorylation. The transcript is spliced from 5 exons.